Molecule: messenger RNA, 2383 nt
Organism: Papilio machaon (common yellow swallowtail)
Lineage: Eukaryota; Metazoa; Arthropoda; Insecta; Lepidoptera; Papilionidae
Product: mediator of RNA polymerase II transcription subunit 25
Exons: 14
Coding region: 180-2309 (709 amino acids)
Biological process (GO): positive regulation of transcription by RNA polymerase II
Cellular component (GO): mediator complex; transcription regulator complex
Source: RefSeq, a predicted model, not a curated record
UCAAUUGUCAAACAAUCGCAAACAUCUCAAAGCUCAAACGAAAUGAACGAAGUGUUGUGACAAAUUGCAAAAUAAAAAAUAAAUGUUUCCAAUUUAUAUUAUAAGAACAUAUUUCAAAACCACUUAAAGUAUUAUUUAAAGGUUUAAAUGUAUACUAGUUAUUAGUAAAUUACAUAAAUAUGGUGGUUAACGCACCAGAAUCUCCAAUACAAGCUGAAAUCAUAUUUGUUAUAGAAGCUACAUCAGCAAACAGCGCCUAUAUAACUGAAUUGAGAACAAAUUAUAUCGUGCCCACAUUAGAAUAUUUUCAUGGCGGUGCACUAGAGGAAGGUGGGGGAUGUGGUUCAGUUUACGGGAUAGUUGCAUACAAAGCAGCCGACUGUCAUCCUGGUCUCCCUGUUGCUACAUAUGGACCAUUUUCAUGUCCCAAGAGCGUUGUAGAGACAGUUGAUAAAAUACAAUACAUUGGUGGUAAUGCAGAGAACCGUGGUUGUAUCACUGAAGCCCUAUCAACAGCGUUAUCUUGCUUCGAUGAGCUGGGACGUACUGAUCUUCCAAUGCACAUAUUACUGUUGUGUUGUUCACCUCCUUAUUCUGCAUAUGCUGGAGGUUUGGUACCACAGGGUGCUCCGGCUACAAUAGAACAAGCUGCACGUUUGAUCAGCGAGCGUGGUGCUCAUUUAUCAAUAGCAUCUGCUAAACGAUUGCCCGCUCUGCUGGCUCUUUACGAACACGCGGGCGGGGAGCUGCAUCAAGCGCAGCAGAGGAAUUAUGCUAAGGACCCGCGACAUCUGGUACUGAUGCGGGGUUACAGUUUGAAGGAACGGCCACCGAGUCCCGCACCGCCGCCCGCACCCGAUGUACAGCCUGACAUAUAUGGUCCAGCGCGUGCGAUGGGAGCGGCACCCCGCGCUCCAGCCGCGGGUCAAUUCCAGCGAGACAUCCGCGCUCCAGUGCGGCCCGGCUGGAUGGGUGUGCACCCACAGCGACAGCCAAUAUACGCCAACAACUCUGCGCUGCUCACACAGCUGGCUCAGCCUUCUUAUCCUCCACCUCCAGCCGCACAUGCCCAGGGCAACAUGCAGCGCAUGCCAUCUCUGAUGAAUCAAGGGGCUGGACCCUCCGCCUCUGGUGUGGCUCCGCCCCUCAAGCGCACCUACAUCUGGUCCGGGAUCCUCGAGUGGAUGGAGAAGGGGAAGACAUCUGGUGACCAGCAAAAGGUCACCAAGCAUCUGCCGUGUCAGGUAUCAGCUAACUCCAAGGAUGUAGAACCGGAGCUGAAGGUGGAGACUUGGCCGAGCAAGUUGCUGAUGCAGCUGAUGCCCAAGCAGGUGAUCAGCAACAUCGGUGGUCAGUACCUCCGCGACAGCAAGUCAGUACUCUUCCAUCUCCAGCCCAAUGAGGUGGUGGAGGCCCUCACUAAGGUCAUGGUUAAUGGUUAUGCGGGGUGCGUCCACUUCUCCCCGAUGUCAUCACCGCCGCAGUGCGACAUCAAGGUGCUGAUCCUCCUGUACACUCCUGACAAGAAGGCUUACCUCGGCUUCAUACCCAACAACCAGGCCACCUUCGUCGAGAGAUUGAGGAAGGUGAUCCAGCAGCAAAAGAUAACGCAGAUAAUCAAACAUGUCCCGGCAGCAGCUGCUGGCGCUUUGCCCUCCUCAACUAUCGCUGCAGGGAGCGGAGGCAUGCCCUCGUCGAGUAUGGGACCAUCUAACAUUGGAGCGGCGCUAAGCAAUGCGCUUAACUCGAGCGUGGGCGUAGUGGGCCAGAUGGCCGGGCCCACUGGGCCGGGCAUGGUGCAGCCGCAGAUGCAGCCGCACAAUCAACAAACUAUGAUGAUAGCCAACAACAUGGGUGGGCAAGUGGGCAAUGUGCCCGGCGUGGGCGUGGGCGGGAAGGGUCCACGGCCGGUGACACAGCUGGACGGGCUGGAGGCGGCGCGCCAGCAGAACCUGGAGAAGAUCCAGCACUUGCAGCAGACGCUGGAGGCGGCGCACCAGCAGGAGGCGCAGUUCAAGUCCCAGAUGGACAUCAUGACACACCUGCACGCCGCGCAGCAGCAGGAGCAGCAGUACAAGCAGCUCGAGGAGCAACAAAGGAAGCAGCAGUUGCAGCAGCAGCAGCAGCUGCAGCAACAGCUGCGCGGUGGCGCUGGUCAUCCGCCGCGUGUGAUGCAGAGCGUCAACCAGGGUCUGCGUAACUUGCUGCAGCAGCCUCAGUACAGGCCGGCGGGGGGCGCGGUGAGACCCACCGUACAGACACAACAGUUCGAUGAUGUCAACAAUUACAACGACUUCCUACAGCCUUGACUGAACUCUAGUUCGUAUAAAGUUAAUUUUUUAUUGAUAAGUAAAAAUCUUAAAAAAUAAAAAAAAUAUUUUUU